CACCCAAGGUCUGCGAUGCCUGCAAAAACAAAAAUGAAGACGAUAACGACAUUGUGGAAAACCUCUGCAAAAAUGACUUUGCCUUGAAGAUAAAAGUGAAGGAGAUUGCCUACAUCAAUGGGGAUACCAAGAUCACCCCAGAAACAAAGAGCAAAACCAUCUACAAGCUGAAUGGGCUGACGGAAAGGGACCUGAGGAAGAUCGUGCUCUGGCUCAAAGGUGGCCUCCAGUGUACCUGUGACGAAAUGAACGACAUCAACGUCCCCUACUUGGUGAUGGGGCAAAAGCAAGCUGGGGAACUGGUGAUCACCUCGCUGAAGCGGUGGCAGAAGGGGCAGCGGGCUUUCAAGAGGUUCUCCCGCAGCAUCCGCAAACUGCAGUGUUAGUGGCUUUGGCUCUGGCCACCUCCAGCAGCCACCUCUGUCCCAAGCUCUCUGGGCUUCCCGCACCUUCUUGCUUCAGCCCCUCUAAGCCUUGCGAUGCCAUGGGCAUGAGACAUGGUGACCGCUCUCCAAGAGGGGAGGGAGCCCUCCAUUUUUGUACAUAGGUUAAAAUGUAAUAAAAAAAAUCAUGACUAUUUUUGGGAAGUAUUAAAGUAUCUCGCUUAACGCUAUUUUUUUUUUUUUAUGGUUGCAAAUGUGACUUUGGUCUGAGGUUGUUCCCUCUUCAUUUUGGUAAUGCUGGUUCAUUUAUAUUGUUGCUUCUCUGUAUACAUGCAUGUUUGUUGUGCAAAAGUAGGAGAUGCGGAGAAAGACAGCCACGUGUACAACUGGCCUGUCACACUGGGUAUGACUCUUUCACCGAGGUGAAAUGGCUUGCCAUCUAUAUUAACACUAUAAAGGUCAUGUUACAACUCUUGCAUGUGAUACACAGGCACCAGGAAGAGUAUAUUAACCAUUCUCACAUUUUACUUUCCACAAGUCUGAGCCCUUCUCUUUCAAAAAAAAAUGAGCAAGUUUUGGAGCUGGUUGAUCUGAAUGCAACUUUUUAUUAUUAUUUUGAAAUUAAACCAUCUGUAGCCUAACUGUAAUAUACCUAGUGGUUAACCUUGAAGAGUUGUAAAAUAUUGCUUUAAUUAACCUUGUAAAUACUCCAGAUAAAUGUUAUAUUCUUGUAUAUAAACUUUACAUCAUAGUUUA
Pterocles gutturalis (yellow-throated sandgrouse) is the source of this 1139-nucleotide messenger RNA. RefSeq names its product secreted frizzled-related protein 2. Gene Ontology annotation, molecular function: protein binding. Lineage: Eukaryota; Metazoa; Chordata; Aves; Pterocliformes; Pteroclidae. The annotation marks the transcript as partial. The record is from RefSeq and is a predicted model, not a curated record. The transcript is spliced from 2 exons.